AAAAAACGGUAAUUUCGCGCCAAAACAAACAUUGAAUGAGUCCGUAACGUUAUAUCUGAUGCGAACAAUAAGUUGUGACUAAAAAAUAAUUGUGAAAUAAACAUGUCUACUCCAUCUAAACGGCCGUCAUCACGCGCAUCAUCCGAUGCAGCAACUCCUUCUCGCAGAACACGAUCAUCACAACAACUUGUUGUACCGGAAACUCCACAGAGAUCCACUGGUACACCAUCAAAAGAUGGCACUCCCGGCACUCCUCGGAGCACCCCAGGGACCUCACAAGGGCCUCCCCUCACUCCAGCUGAAGCACCCGGGACAUCACCUGCUCGAGGCUUUGCAUCAAGUCCCAUAGGUACAGACAUAGACAUGAGUUCCCCACUCAACUAUGGCACACCCAGCUCCUUGAGUACUCCACGUUCCCUUAUGAGGGGAGCCAUGACGCCAGCCAGACAGAGGGCUGAUCUCAGAGGACACCAGCUUGGGCCAGCCGUGCCAGCGCCCACACCUACUAGAAGGGCGGAAGACGGCGCAGCAGAGGUUGUCUCGAGCGAGCCGCAACUUGUAGUGUGGGGUACCGACGUCGCCAUAUCCGAGUGUAGGGAUAAAUUCAUCAAAUUCAUACAAAGAUUUGUUGAACCAACUGCAGUGAGCAACGAGCCUCUUUAUGAACAGAAAUUGGAAGAGAUCCACAUGCUUGAAGAACCAUUCCUGGAUGUAGACUGUGAACAUAUCAAAAUAUUCGACGCGAAACUACAUCGGCAACUUAUAUGCUACCCACAAGAGGUAGUGCCAGCCUUCGAUGGUGCGGUAAACGAGCUGUUCUUCGAAAAGUAUCCCGCAGCAGUGCUCGAACAUCAGAUACAAGUGCGCCCGUUCAACGCACCUCAACGACACAUGCGGGACCUCAAUCCAGAAGACAUCGACCAGCUGGUGACGAUAUCGGGCAUGGUGAUCCGCACGUCGGGCAUCGUGCCGGAGAUGCGCGAGGCGUACUUCCGGUGCGCGGUGUGCGGCGCGGCGGCGGCGGCGGAGAUCCAGCGCGGCCGCGUGCCCGAGCCCGCGCGCUGCGACCACUGCAACACCGCGCACUGCUUCCAGCUCGUGCACAACCGCUCGCACUUCAGCGACAAGCAGCUUGUCAAGUUGCAGGAGUCGCCAGACGACAUGCCGGCGGGCCGCACGCCGGCGACGGUGAGCGUGAUGUCGCACGGCGCGCUGGUGGAGGCGGCGGGCGCGGGCGAGCGCGUGUGCGUGACGGGCGUGUUCCGCGCGGCGCCUGCGCCGGCCGCCCCGCGCCGCGCCACGCUGCGAGCGCUACAUCAGACGCACAUCGACGCGCUACACUACCAGAAGGUGCACUCCGACAGGCUGCUCGAGACCGAGGAGGGGAAAGAGCAUCGCUUCCCUCCAGAGCGUGUGGAGAUGUUCAAAGCUCUUGCAUCGCAACCGGAUUGUUAUGAACGCCUCGCCCGGGCCAUCGCACCGUCUGUUUACGAAAAUUUGGACAUUAAAAAGGGAAUUUUACUCCAACUACUUGGUGGCACUAAGAAGAAUUUCAAUGCAGCUGGCAGAACACAUUUCAGGUCCGAGAUCAACAUCCUCUUGUGCGGGGACCCGGGCACGAGCAAGUCUCAGCUGCUGCGCUGGGUGUACGGGCUGGUCCCGCGGGCGCAGUACACGUCGGGCCGCGGCUCCUCCGCCGUGGGGCUCACCGCCUACGUCACCAAGGACCCCGACACGAGGCAGCUCGUGUUGCAGACCGGCGCCUUGGUAUUGGCAGAUAACGGUAUAUGCUGCAUUGAUGAGUUUGACAAAAUGAAUGAUUCCACCCGCAGUGUGCUUCACGAGGUAAUGGAGCAACAAACUCUAUCCAUAGCAAAAGCGGGUAUCAUCUGCCAACUGAACGCGCGCACCUCCAUACUCGCCGCAGCGAAUCCCGCAGAAUCUCAGUGGAAUAAAAACAAAACUAUUGUGGAAAAUGUUCAGCUUCCGCACACACUUAUGUCUAGGUUCGAUCUGAUAUUCUUAGUGCUGGACCCACAAGAUGAAGUGUUCGAUAGACGAUUGGCGUCGCAUCUCGUGUCUCUCUACUAUCAGGAUCCCACCGAGGCCCAGGAAGAGGAGGAUGUUGUGGACAUGAGUUUGAUGCGCGACUACAUCGCGUUCGCCAAGGAGAACGUGCAGCCCACGCUCAGCGAGACGGCACAACAGCGGCUCAUCGACGCUUACGUUGACAUGAGGCGGGUCGGCAGCGGUCGAGGUCAGAUAUCUGCCUACCCCCGUCAGUUGGAGUCAUUGAUACGCCUUGCCGAGGCUCACGCGAAAACUCGACUCUCUUCUGUUGUUGAAGUCAUCGAUGUUGAUGAAGCGGCCAGACUCCACCGCGAAGCCCUGAAGCAGUCGGCGACAGACCCGGCGUCGGGUCGCAUCGACGUGGCGAUCCUCACGACGGGCAUGGGGGCGGAGGCGCGCCGGCGCCGCGCCGAGCUCGCGGCCGCGCUGCGACAACUCAUACAGCCCUACACCAAGCCGCACACCAUCACGCACGCCAAGCUGCUGCAGGAGGUCAAUGCUGCUUCGCAAAUUACUGUAUCUCGCGACCAACUGGACGAAGCCCUCCGUGAUUUACAAGACGAAGGAAAAGUUGUUAUCGUCAGCCAUACUCAUCUCCGCCUGUGUUAAGUUUACUAGUUUUAAUUAAAAUAUUUUUACUAUA
This is a messenger RNA of Manduca sexta (tobacco hornworm), 2713 nucleotides long. RefSeq names its product DNA replication licensing factor MCM4 (gene dpa). Gene Ontology annotation, molecular function: single-stranded DNA helicase activity; single-stranded DNA binding; ATP binding. NCBI's taxonomy places the organism in Eukaryota, Metazoa, Arthropoda, Insecta, Lepidoptera, Sphingidae. The coding region runs from base 103 to 2679 and encodes 858 amino acids. Gene Ontology annotation, biological process: mitotic DNA replication initiation; DNA strand elongation involved in DNA replication; double-strand break repair via break-induced replication. Gene Ontology annotation, cellular component: MCM complex; nucleus. The transcript has 17 exons. The record is from RefSeq and is a predicted model, not a curated record.